ACUAACAUCCAUCGGGAUAUAAAUUUCCCGGCUAACAAAAGCUCAGUAAUGACCAAGCGGGGCUAGAGGGCCCAUGACCAUAAAGAACUUCUCCCUGGAUCCAGUCCGCGUUCCAUUCACCAACUCCACAUCCUUCGUCGUACGUAAACCAUGAUCCAAAGAUGCCCUGAGGGACCGAAAAUGUGAACGACCAACAACUCAAUCACGUCCGGAUCGCCUCGUGGCUCCCUGAAGACCAAAUGAGCAGAUACUCGGUGGACCCCUUCAAACGAUCAACCACAUCCCUCUCCUCAACCGAUUCCGAUACGGCGGGCGGCAUGGACGUGGUCAAGAAAACCGGGUUGAGCCUCGCCCGAAAGGCCAAACAUCAUCACCAACACCCGCAUCAACAGGAAGACCCCAAGCACUCAUCGCUAGCAUUAAAGCUCUUCGUCGAAUCACCGCCGUUGGUGUCGUAUGGCGCACCUGAGCAAUCAACCGGUGCACUUUUCAGCGGCCAAAUUGAAUUGACCGUCUACGAUGAGCUGGUGGAGAUUGAGAGCUUCGACGUGACAGUCGAAAGUGUCACAGAGUUCAAAAAACCAGUCUCGUCACACUGCAAAGAAUGUGCGACCAAAGUGGAGGAACUCACUAAGUUCAGUCUAAUACCGGAGGGUCAUUCAAGCCUCAAGCUUGCCAGAGGGAAACACUCUUUCCCCGCUUCCUACCUCUUCGCCGGCUACCUCCCGACCACCUGUCGAACAUCUCUCUGCAGUAUUAUCUAUCGCCUCACCGCCAUCGCCGUUCCAAAACCCUCCCUCGUCCCCCCUCCAUCCAAAGCCCGCUCUCCAACCAGCUCACCCACCCUUCAGCCAUCCCUCCGACCCGUCCCAGCAACGCUCAGCCACGAACUUCACCUCUCCCGCGCCAUCCUCCCCACCGCCACGAACUCCCACCUCUCCGUCCGCGUCUUCCCCCCCACCGCCCUCACCGCCCGCAUCACCCACCCCACCAUCAUCUACCCGAUCGGCUCUAUCCCCAUCUCCCUCACCCUCACGAAGAUCAGCACUCUCACCAACCCCCUCCGCGCCCCCGCCUCAUCCCUCGUCCCCACCGUCCCCAUCCACCUCCGCUGGCGCCUCCGCAAAUUCUUCUGGCGCCUCGAGCAAACCGUCCGUAGCACCUCCCCCCCCUGCCCCAAGCCCGAGCACCUCGCCAAAGUCGGGGGCCCUGCCAACGGCCUUCAACACGACACCGUCACCAUCCUCAGCAAAGGUGAGGUCUCCACCGGCUGGAAGUCCGACUUUACCCCGGACACCGGCACCAUCGACUGGGAAGGCGAGUUCCCUCUCUCCCCCGCCCACCUCCCGCGUGACCCCCACCCCCACAAAGACACCAUAACCUGCACCAACGCCAGCCCCGCCGGCCUGCAGAUCACCCACCGCCUCAUCCUCGAGAUGAUCGUCGCCGAGGAAUGGGCGACGGCCAAACGCCCCAACCACCCGACGCCCACCGGCGCGGCGCGUAUCCUGCGCACGAGCGUCGACGUCAAGGUGACGGAGCGCGCGGGGCUGGGCGUCUCGUGGGACGAGGAGGCGCCGCCGAUCUAUCAGGACGUGCCGGCGUCGCCGCCGGGGAGGUGGAAGCAGAGGAGUCGCAGGAGGUGAGCGCGGGUGAAGUUCAUUAGGAUUUGAUCGGAUUUCGGUCUGGGAAGAGGAGGAUUUGGCUUUUUCGGCAUUCAAGCGAUGGAAUUCUGUCAUGCAUGAUGCAUAAUCGACCACGAUUUUCUGUUAUUACCUGCGCGGCGUCCUGGGAUGAGCGAUGUCGUCCCAAAUUUAGGUGCACUUUCGGAUGGGAAAAAGUGCUGGGGUUUCAUUCACGGGGAUUUACUAGGAUUCCGCACGG
Messenger RNA from Eremomyces bilateralis CBS 781.70, 1884 nucleotides. RefSeq lists its product as uncharacterized. The transcript is spliced from 3 exons. NCBI's taxonomy places the organism in Eukaryota, Fungi, Ascomycota, Dothideomycetes, Eremomycetales, Eremomycetaceae. The coding region runs from base 240 to 1646 and encodes 468 amino acids. The record is from RefSeq and is a predicted model, not a curated record.